This is a messenger RNA of Rosa rugosa (rugosa rose), 1226 nucleotides long. RefSeq names its product carboxylesterase 15. Bases 54 to 1046 code for a protein of 330 amino acids. Gene Ontology annotation, molecular function: hydrolase activity. The record is from RefSeq and is a predicted model, not a curated record. NCBI's taxonomy places the organism in Eukaryota, Viridiplantae, Streptophyta, Magnoliopsida, Rosales, Rosaceae. The transcript has 2 exons.
CCCUCUUCAUCGACCCUAGUUCUUAUUUCUUAAACCAUAAAAAAAAAAAAAAAAUGGGUUCCCUCCCUCACAUUGUGGAAGACUGCAUGGGCGUUCUCCAACUCUUUAGCGACGGUUCCGUCCAUCGCUGCUCUUUGAAAGACAUAAACUUCCCGUUUCCAGCCGUUAAUGACAACUCCGUGGACUUCAAAGACGUCGUUUUCGACAAAAAGCUCAACAUUUCCUUACGUGUGUACAGACCUAAAAGCCAUGCGUCCCCGACGCCCGCAAAGCUCCCCGUGGUGUUUUACUUCCACGGGGGCGGUUUCUGCGUCGGCUCGCGGGUGUGGCCCAACUGCCACAACUGCUGCAUCCGCCUGGCAUCUGAGCUCAACGCGCUCGUCGUGGCGCCAGACUACCGGCUCGCCCCUGAGCACAAGCUCCCGGCCGCGGUGGAUGACGCGGUGAGUUCGGUGGAGUGGCUGCAGAGGGAGGCUUUGAUGAGUGAGGGCAGUGGUGAUUGUGAUGCAUGGCUGGGUGGUGGUAUGGUUGACUUUGACCGGGUUUAUGUGGUGGGCGACUCAUCUGGAGGUAAUAUGGCUCACCACGUGGCCGUACGGCUCGGAGCCGGGUCGGUCAAGGCGGCGCCGGUGCGGGUACGCGGAUAUGUGCUUUUGGCGCCAUUUUUUGGUGGAGUGGAGAGGACAAAGUCGGAGGAGGGUCCGUCGGAGACGUUUUUGAAUUUGGAGAUACUUGACAGAUUUUGGAGGCUCUCAUUGCCAAAAGGAGAAAGCAGGGAUCAUCCAAUGGCCAACCCAUUUGGACCAAACAGCCCCAGCCUUGAGGAGGUGGAUCUUGAUCCCAUCUUGGUUAUUGCGGGUGGCAAUGAAAUGUUGAAAGAUAGAGUGGAGAUCUACUCGAGGAGACUGAAAGAGUUGGGAAAGAAGAUUGAGUAUGUGGAUUUUCAUGGACAACAACAUGGCUUUCUCACAAAUGAUCCAUACUCAGAAGUGGCAAAUGAAGCACUGCAAGUUAUUAAGAGAUUUAUGAUUGAAAACUCCAACUAAAAACAUCAUCAUCUUAAUUAUUGGUUCAGUUUCCACUUCAUUGAAUAUUUUGUUUCUUCCUUUUUGAGUGUUUGAGGUUUUGUAAGUUUGUAGUGUACAAGAACUUGAUUAGAGAUAUUGUUUGUCCUUGUGCACCUAUUAGUUCUACGUUAAUUAGUCCUUCUGCACUUACUAGUUCUA